This is a messenger RNA of Somion occarium, 3907 nucleotides long. The record is from the annotation of a GenBank genome assembly. NCBI's taxonomy places the organism in Eukaryota, Fungi, Basidiomycota, Agaricomycetes, Polyporales, Cerrenaceae.
CACGUGGCGAGAGGUAUUUUCUGCUCCGUAACAUUUUCGGGCUGAGCAACGACCUCCAGGUUCUCUGCAGGCCCCAGUCCUGCUUCAGCACUUUACUUCCUCUUUCCCCUUGGACUCAUCCGGGAUAUACACAUAGAACUCCUCAGCAUAUUCUUUUUGACUUUUGGACUCCUCGGUGUCUUUCGUUCUACUUGCUUGCAUCCAUACCAAAGCCACGCCAGUACCACACAGCAAAGUCUAAUCGGAUAGAUCAUUUAUUUUCACUCUUUCACUCUUUGUAUCCACAUCGAUGUCUCCUGUCUCAAUGCCUGUAGCUUCAGAUUCUCAGUUUGGUUCUCUCUUAGAUGCGCUGCGUACGGCGCCCACAGCACCAGAUGCCAAAGCCGCUGCUGACCGCCUUGCCCGGCAGGUAGCUAAAGCUGGUUACGAAAACUUUGAAGAUUCAACCAUUUUGUCCAGUCUUCAUGGUUUCGCCAAUAACAAGAAAUCCGGGUAUGAACGCGAAUCCGCCGCCUUGGCUUUCCAAUCGAUUGCAGGAGCACUUGGUCCAUCUGUUGGCCCCAUCCUUCUACCGUCUCUUCCUGUUCUGUUCGAUCUUUAUAUGGACAAAGGCGACGUUGUCCGCAAUGCUGCAGCUGCGGCUACCAAGGCGAUACUGAAACUUUUCCCUCCCGAAUCUGCUCGCAUCGUAUUCCGUACACUCGAGGAUAUCAUUGACAAGGGAAAAUGGCGCACAAAAGUCGGUGCGCUUGACGCCAUGAAGAGUUUCGUCAACUCUGCCCGCGAUGCCGUCGCCAAUGAGCUCGCCACGACUCUGCCAAAGGUCGAAGCGGCUAUGCAUGACACCAAGGCAGAGGUUUCUUCCGCUGCAGUCAAAUGUGCUACCGCGUUAUGCACGACCCUCGCCAAUGCCGAUCUCAGCCCUCACAUUCCUACCCUGGUCAAGUGUAUGGCGAACCCCGAUUCCGUCCCCGGCUGUAUUAAAGCACUUUCUUCGACUACUUUUGUGGCUGAAGUUACCGCUCCCGCUCUUGCCGUCCUUGUCCCUCUUCUCAUCCGUGCUUUGAACGAUCGUAGUAUGGAGGUUCAACGCCGAACAGUGGUUGUCGUUGAUAACCUUGUGAAAUUGGUGCGCGACCCCAGCAUCGCAGCCACUUACCUCAACUCUUUGGUCGAGGGCGUCGAGAAGAUCGCUAAGGGUGCUGCGUUCCCAGAGGUUCGUGCCUUCGCGGAAGCAGCUUUGAAUACCCUCCUCAAGGCGGGUGCAUCAAAAGAUGGCCCCCCUCCUCCUCAUCGCGAUCUUGAAGCGGAAACUCGAGAUGUCAUGGUCGCCCUGUUAACCCUCCUCCCCACCGAACUCGUCGUGGUUUCUGCAUCCAAACCCAAUGGACCACAUACACCUAAACACCCUCUUCUCAACCGGACGCUUGAAUUCAGUUCGUCACUCAUUGCCGAUCUUGUCUAUCGCAGGCGUUUCUCAGAUGUUGAGCUUUGGAAUCGUUGCCUUGGUGUAUAUGUCGCUCCUUGGCUUUCGGGCGGCGCUGAAGAAGGCGCGAAAGUCGCUGAGCAAGUCCGUCAGCACUUCCUUGCGAUCGACAAGGCCAAUCAUGCUUCCGCUUUGACUGGUGAUAGUGAAGAGGGUGAAGUUCUGUGCGACACCCUAUUCUCCCUUGCCUAUGGAGCCCUCCUCCUGCUCUCGCACACCAGGCUGCGUCUCAUACGUGGACGACGAUACGGUAUCCUCGGAACCAACGGUUCCGGCAAAUCUACCUUGAUGAGGCAGCUCCGCGAUGGGAAGGUCGAAAACUUUCCCCCGCAAAGUGAAUUACGCUGCGUGAUGGUAGAGCACUCACUCCAGGGUGAGGAUACUUCCUUGUCCGUGAUUGAUUUUAUUGCUUCCGACAAAGCAUUGGCUGAUGUUCCUCGGGAGAAGAUCCGAAGCCAGUUGCUUGAAGUUGGCUUUGAUGACGCCAGACAAUCCGAGCUUGUCGGUGGUUUGUCUGGUGGAUGGAAGAUGAAGCUUGAGUUGGCUCGGGCGAUGUUGUAUCAUGCCGAUCUCCUUCUCCUUGAUGAGCCCACUAACCAUUUGGAUCGUGCGUCCGUGAAGUGGCUCGAAAAGUAUCUUAUGGCGCAGAAGCGCGUUACAUGCCUAAUUAUUUCUCAUGACUCUGGCUUCCUAGAUAAUAUAACAACAGACAUCAUACAUUACGAGAGCAAGAAGCUCGUUCAUUACCCCGGCAACCUUUCAACCUUUGUGGAGAAACAUCCUGAGGCGAAGUCGUACUAUACCCUGGCCGCAACAUCGGUCAAAUUCUCCUUCCCUCCUCCUGGGUCUCUCAUGGGCGUUCGUAGCAACACUCGUGCUAUCCUCAAGAUGACAAACUGUACUUUUACCUAUCCUGGGAGGUCGACACCCAGUUUGUAUAAUGCUAGCUGCGCAUUGUCACUGUCAAGCCGAGUUGGUAUCAUUGGUCCUAAUGGUGCUGGCAAAUCAACUCUGGUCAAGUUGCUCACUGGUGAGACGGAGCCUCAGGAAGGCACUGUCUAUAAGCAUCCGGCUCUUCGUAUUGGAUAUGUUUCCCAACAUGCUACUCACCAUAUCGAACGGCAUCUCGAGAAGACUCCCAUCCAGUACAUUCAAUGGCGUUUCCAAGACGGACAUGAUCGCGAAAUUCUUGAAAAGACCACUCGUAUUCUUACUGAUGCCGAGAAGGCCCAACUCGAAGUUGAGUUUGUUGGUAAAAAUGGCCAGCGACGCAAGUUGGAGAUGAUCAUGGGUCGCCAGAAGUUGAAGAAGUCGUUGCAAUAUGAAGUGAAGUGGCGAGGAUUUGACCACAAGUUCAACACUUGGAUUCCUCGUGAUGAACUGUUGCAGAAAGGCUUCACGAAAGUCGUGCAACAGUUCGAUGAUCUCGAAUCCUCCCGUGAAGGUGCUGGUCAGCGUGAUACUUCCGCUCAUGUCGUCCGAAAGCAUCUGGAAGAUAUCGGUUUGGAUGGCGACAUCGCGCAAUACAAUGAGAUUUCUGGCCUUUCAGGAGGACAAAAGAUCAAGCUUGUAAUUGCUGCAUGUCUGUGGAACAAUCCUCAGAUUUGCGUCCUUGAUGAACCUAGUAACUUCUUGGAUCGCGAGGCAUUGGGUGGGCUAGCCGUCGCCAUCCGUGAUUGGGCUGGCGCAGUGGUGAGUGUCCUGUUACACGUUGGUUGCAAGUCGGAAUGGAGAACUGAUUACCUUUGCAGGUCAUUAUUUCUCACAACGAAGAGUUUGUGACCGCGCUCUGUAAGCACCAUUCGCUGUGGCACAGUUAAGCCUCGGACUGACUUGUUCCUCGUUGUGCCUUACAGGCCCCGAAAUAUGGAACGUUGAUGCCGGACGCAUGACGUUCAAGGGCAAGGCUGCUGUUGUCGAAGAUGCGUUCGCAGAUGGUAAAACCCCUAAAGGUAGUGGCGCGAAUACGCCCGCACGUUCACGCCUUCAGUCGCCUGCUGUUUCGGCACACGCCACUCCAGCAGGAAGUGGAGCAGAAGGCGAGGCUUCCGCGGGCACGCCUCCUCUCAGGAAGAAGAAGAAGAUGACACGUAACCAGCUCAAGGCUCAAGAGGAGCGUAGGAAGGCCAGAAAGCUGAACUGGUUGACAUUUGGUGGUCCGAAGCCCGAGGACACGGACAGCGAUGACUGAGCGAAAUUAUUGCCUCCGUAUCUAUAUCUUUACGAUAAUGACAUUAGACUUUUUUUUGGCUUUGAAUGUCGCGGUGAAUCGCGAGUGGUCUUUUACCCAGCGACUGGCACUCUUCUCGCAUGUCAAUCACUGCAGCGAAGCAUCUGGGUAGGCACGUCCACGCCUCCUACAAGUGCCGUUGAAGCGCCCGCUAUAAUGGGUCACAAACACGGGCACGCUUGAGAUCUUUG